GUAUUAUAUAGGUAACGCCUUCUGUCAGUCGCCCCUUCAAUUAAAACUUUCUUUGUGUGUUUUUAAUACCCCAAUGAAAGUAUCAUUGUUUUUAGUAGUUUUUAGCCUUCUAAUAUAGAAACAAUGGUCCAAAUGAACUUUAUUUUGGUGCAGGGAGAAAAAUAAAUGUACCUACUACAGGUAGUGUCCAGUAUUCUCUGGGUAUCCCCACUUUACUACUACACUUUGUUCACACCAACCCUACUAGUCUUUGUAAACCAUCAUUCUUCCAAUUACCACUCUGAUCUAUGCAUACUUCAUCUAGUUUUCAUGCUACUCUUAGACUAGGUAAAAAAGAAGCUACUAGAUAUUAUAAGUGAAAAGUCGUGCAUUUCCCAUUUUACUCCAUAAUUUGACAUUGUUGUUCAAAAUUAUGUCAUGUCUAGUCUUCAACUUGAUAAAAAGCGUAAAUCCAAACGUUAUCAACGAAUGUUUCGGUAUAUUUUUUGUUGCCCAUCGUUCAAGGAAGAUCUAGAAGACAAUUUUGUAUGCGAAUUUCCACCAAAAUUAGUCUCAUCCUCAAGCCAAUAUGAAGAAAAUAGUAUUAGUAUUAAAACUAGCGAUGAAUCAGAAGGUGCUAGAGCUCUUUUCAGAUGUGGUGCUUCUAUGGAUCUAACGUCUCCUGACAGCGAUUCAAAAAAGGGACCUUUAGAGGCGGAUAUGAAGCUAUCUUUAGACAAACUAGAUAAUUUAAUAGUCACUUUAGAUCAUAUUUAUCAAUUCUAUUCCAAAGAAUCAGCUUAUUUUAAGAAACAAUCUAUUUCUAGAUUACAAGAAGCUGAAUCUACAGAAGGCAGUAAUAUAGAUAGUGGUAAUAAGUUAGAAUGUUUGAAUCCAAAGGAUAUCUUAGUGAAUUCUGUUUCUACUAUUAUAGACUUGACAGAUAGAGAAAAAAUCGAUAAACCUAAUGAAAAUAGCUUUUUGGAAUUACAACGAAAUUAUUCUAAUCUUUCAAGCACGUUAGGAACUUUUACAGACACAGUUAUGGACCACAUUACCAGUAUCAAAUCAGAAAUAAAAGAGUUAAAAAUUUUGUUUUGCAACAUCAAAUAUGCAACUGAUACGAGUAUAAAAGAAAAUAAUUCAGCAUUCUCUUGCGAGGAUUUACAAAGUUGGUUCGAAAAGAAAGAACACGAUAAGGAUAAAUGGUUCUUUCGUGCUGAAGAGUAUAAAUUUUUUGAAGCAAAGAUGAGAGCAUCAAAUUUUUGUAAAUUUCAUAGGUUAAGUCAAGAAUGUGAUAAAAAGAUUAAUAAGUCAAAGAGCGAGUGUAGUCAAAUUAAAUGUAUUUAAAUUUUAU
Messenger RNA from Psylliodes chrysocephalus, 1336 nucleotides. The record is from the annotation of a GenBank genome assembly. Lineage: Eukaryota; Metazoa; Arthropoda; Insecta; Coleoptera; Chrysomelidae.